UUAACAACAGCAACAGGCUUAGGGUCUAGUUAUCUCCUAUUCUGUAUGUAUUAGGGUGCUGUGUUACUUUGCUGUAUACUACACGUGUCCUCAUAUAUAUUUAUAUGUCUGCUUUGCAUAGUUUUACUUGUGCAUUUUUGUAUGUAUCUAUUUUACUUGUUUUAUGUACACAGUGUUGAGGAUACAGCCUUUCCUGGACGCUGUGACUGAUCUCCAUUAUACUGAAUUCUUCUCCCUCUGAUAAAAUGCCUGUGAAGAAAAAGAGAAAAUCCAACUCCUCUGAAGAAAUGAACCUAAAAAAAUGUAGAAUAACUAGUUAUUGCAGAUCACAAGCAACAAGUAAAAUUAUAAAUGGGGAAGACCUGUUUUCUAGCAAAAAGUGCCUGGCCUGGUUUUAUGAGUAUGCGGGUCCUGAUGAAAUUGUCGGGCCUGAAGCUAUGGAAAAAUUCUGUGAAGAUAUUGGUGUUGAACCAGAAAAUAUAAUUAUGUUGGUUCUAGCCUGGAAAUUAGAGGCAGAAAACAUGGGCUUUUUUACUAAGGAGGAAUGGCUUAAAGGAAUGACCUCUUUACAAUGUGACUGUACCGAGAAGCUGCAGAGUAAAUUUGAUUUCCUACGCGCUCAACUGAAUGAUAUCACAGCUUUUAAGAAUAUUUACAGAUACGCAUUUGAUUUUGCAAGGGACAAGGACCAGCGAAGUCUGGAUAUUGACACAGCAAAGUCCAUGUUAGCUCUCUUGUUAGGAAGGACGUGGCCCCUCUUCUCAGUGUUCUAUCAGUAUUUGGAGCAAUCAAAGUACAGAGUUAUGAACAAAGACCAGUGGUACAAUGUCUUAGAAUUCAGCAGGACUGUGCAUGCAGAUCUUAGCAAUUACGAUGAAGACGGUGCAUGGCCUGUUCUCCUCGAUGAAUUUGUUGAGUGGCAAAAAGUCCGUCAGUCAUUAUAGCAAGAUCUUUUAUGGGGAAAUCGCGACAAUGUCCUCCAGGUCAUUAAAAAAAGAGAAGUUUUUGAAGAAUGCUCUUCCAUCCUUGCCAAAGGCGCGUCUCCUUUGUUUUUCCUCCUCCCUUCCUUUUUCCUUUAUUUUUAAGGAACUGAUGUUUUUCUUGUUACACGCAAUAUCGCCCGUUACCGACAUCGGACUGAACGACGGAGUCACCCUUUGGAUAAAAACUGAUGCUGUUUACACACAAUUUGAAAGAAUACAAAGGAAUGGUUUAGAACUGUGGCUUAUUUAAUGAAGGUAUCAUUUAUUUUACGUGUUUAUGGAAAGAAAAAAAAUAUCAGUUUGUUUCAGUACUUUAAGCCAGUGCUUUUCCUGCUCUGUCAGUUGACCAGUUAAAAGUCUUUACUGUUUUUUUUUGGGGGGGGGGGGGGGUGUGGAACAAUCUGUCAUUAAUAAUAACCCAAUGACUUAAUGUCACGAAGGUUCUUAGCUGCUCAUGUAAUGUCAAGCAGGUGAUUGUGAAAGACCUUGCACCAAAUUUAGUAUCCAACUGCAACCAAUCGGAUGCCAGUGAAUUCAACCUGCAGAUUGGUUGCCAUGGACUACUAGACCUAGAUUUCAGCUGCAGUUGACACUGAAAUGAGAUUCCCCAUUGACACAUUUGACUUUGGUUUGCUUUUGUGGUGUUGAAAUAGUUCCAUCAUGUUCUUUGUGCAUGUACAAGGGGAUCAUAGCAAGUGGUACGGGGAAACUGCAUGCCGGGCACCUUGGUACCCUCCUGGCAGUGGCCGUGUGGGGGGGGGGCGUUCAGUUCCGUGCAUAGAACUUGUACAUUCGCUUUGGGCUUACAAAGAGAGAGAGAAAAAAAACGUGAUUUUUUGAUAACCAGCCUUUCUAGCUCUUUAUUUAUGAUGGCAUUUCCCUGGUCAGCACUUUAGAAAUCAUUUUUUUGAAUUGUUUUUAUUCACACUUUUUUUUUGGGAAACACCUUUUUUUCAGAUUUCACUUCAUUAUGUUGACUUCCAAUAAAAAAUAAAUAAAUAUAUAAAGAUAUUGUUUCCUUGCCCCCCCUAACCCCCAUCCAUAAUUGGGAAAGGCCAGCGACAAACCUUUUUUUUUGUUCAUUUUUUUAAAACUUGUUUCGGAGGAACGGGAGAACGAAACGCCUGCUUUGCUGCCAGAAGAGCCCUUUGCCACGUGAGACCUUCACAUAUUUAUGUACUUAAACAUUUAAACAAAAAAAAAAAAGCAUGUCUUUCAGCCUCCUGUGAAGUAGGAAAAGACAUAGAUCUUUCAUUUCAGCAGUAUUUCCUCCCGUAACCAGAAAAGGCUUCACAAACUCUAAACACCCUCUGCACUUUUUGUUUCCGAUACCAACAGGCAUUUGGUAUUAAAGCUGCGAGUAUAGAUGUGUUUACUACAUCUGAAUAAAGGAUUAAUUAUCUGUGUCUAGUAUUAUCAUGAUUCUUUUUGUCUGUGUGCGUGUGUAUUUUGUUUAUAAGAAACCGGCCUUCGCUCUAGUCAACCAGGUCUUCUCCAGCGGACAUCUUGUCUCCGCUCGUCGUAGCAAUGGAACUGCAGCCUUAUUGGAUGUCUCUUAGGGAUAAAUAUGCUCUUUUGUACUCUUGAUAUUGUGCUUGACCAAUAGAGAUGGAACCCUGAACCUUAUUGGGCAGAUUCAAUAUAUAUACGGCUACUAAUUGUUAUAUUUGGCAACAUGUUAUUGGUCACGAAAUAGAGAGCAUAAGAUAAAAACCAAGUGUGCUCGGAUUUAACGAUCCAAGAUGGUGGGAAAGGGGUGAAAUGCAAUUGUUACCUUUUAUUGUUAGCUGUUUAACUUUUCACCUAAUGUUUGUUUAAUAUCUGAAUCUUUGUUCAUAUGCCGCAUUAAAUAAAGGUUUCUUUUUUGGGGGGG
Molecule: messenger RNA, 2856 nt
Organism: Xenopus tropicalis (tropical clawed frog)
Lineage: Eukaryota; Metazoa; Chordata; Amphibia; Anura; Pipidae
Gene: dcun1d5
Product: DCN1, defective in cullin neddylation 1, domain containing 5
Exons: 9
Coding region: 246-944 (232 amino acids)
Cellular component (GO): nucleus; spindle
Source: RefSeq, a predicted model, not a curated record